Molecule: messenger RNA, 411 nt
Organism: Cornus florida
Lineage: Eukaryota; Viridiplantae; Streptophyta; Magnoliopsida; Cornales; Cornaceae
Exons: 1
Coding region: 1-411 (136 amino acids)
Source: RefSeq, a predicted model, not a curated record
AUGGCAGAGAAGGAAGGAGGCAUUGUCAAUAAGGGCCACGAAGAGGGACUAAAACUGGCGAUUUCACUCCUCGAAGAGUUUGGACUCCCACUUGGACUUCUCCCUCUAGCCAACGUGGUCGAGGUUGGCUAUGUCAAGAGCACCGGGUACAUGUGGAUCGUCCAAGAAAAGAACGUUGAGCACGAGUUUAAGAUGAUCAGCAAGCUCGUGAGCUAUGACUCCGAGAUUUAUGGCUAUGUGGAGAAGACGAAGAUUAAGAAGCUCAAGGGUGUCAAGGCCAAAGAGCUCAUGCUCUGGCCACCAGUUAGCGAAAUCAGUCUAGAUGAUCCACCCACCGGAAAGAUCCACUUUAAGAGCCUCGCCGGCAUCACCAAGACCUUCCCGGUGGAGGCUUUUGCUGCUGGCCAGUAA